GAGCUGUCAGAUGAUGAUUAUGUCUCUGGUGAUAAUGGAGGAAUACUGAGAUCACAUCCUUCAUCUAGUGGUUACGAUGACUAUAAUGAUGAUGACGAAGAAAAUAGUGAAGAGGAAGAAGAUAAUAACAAAAGAGCUCAUGCGUUGGACAAAACCGAUGAUACUGGUGCUGAGUUCGACCAGUUAGACAGUCCACCAUCUAAUGAAGUCAUACCUAGUGAGCGAGAAAUGUAUUACUCGAAAGAAGUUGGGAACAUGAUUUACGGGCAGACCUCUUACAAGGAGGAUGUGAGGUUUGAUUCUGAAGUAGGACAAGGAAUAAGCUUAUUUGUAGAGGUUGAUACUAUUCCCAUUCCAGGACCUCCAGGAUCAUUUUUA
This is a messenger RNA of Camelina sativa (false flax), 378 nucleotides long. NCBI's taxonomy places the organism in Eukaryota, Viridiplantae, Streptophyta, Magnoliopsida, Brassicales, Brassicaceae. The record is from RefSeq and is a predicted model, not a curated record.